Molecule: messenger RNA, 2556 nt
Organism: Melozone crissalis (California towhee)
Lineage: Eukaryota; Metazoa; Chordata; Aves; Passeriformes; Passerellidae
Gene: NFYA
Product: nuclear transcription factor Y subunit alpha
Exons: 10
Coding region: 106-1149 (347 amino acids)
Biological process (GO): regulation of transcription by RNA polymerase II
Cellular component (GO): CCAAT-binding factor complex
Molecular function (GO): DNA-binding transcription factor activity, RNA polymerase II-specific; RNA polymerase II cis-regulatory region sequence-specific DNA binding
Source: RefSeq, a predicted model, not a curated record
UUUGCGCGGCGGGCGAGUGCGGGCGCUGAUUGGGCUUCGGGGCCCCGCGGCGGAGCCAAUCAGCGCGGGGCGCGGACCGGGCAGCGCGGCACGGGCUGAGGCACCAUGGAGCAGUACACAGCCAACAGCAGCAGCUCCACGGAGCAGAUCGUGGUGCAGGCAGGGCAGAUCCAGCAGCAGCAGCAGGGAGGUGUCACAGCUGUCCAGCUGCAGACUGAGGCCCAGGUGGCAUCGGCCUCAGGCCAGCAAGUCCAGACCCUCCAGGUAGUGCAGGGGCAGCCUCUGAUGGUGCAGGUGAGCGGGGGGCAGCUCAUCACCUCCACGGGCCAGCCCAUCAUGGUGCAGGCCGUGCCCGGGGGCCAGGGCCAGACCAUCAUGCAGGUGCCCGUGUCUGGCACACAGGGGCUGCAGCAGAUUCAGUUGGUCCAGCCAGGUCAGAUUCAGAUUCAAGGUGGGCAGGCUGUGCAGGUACAGGGGCAGCAGGGCCAGACCCAGCAGAUCAUUAUACAGCAGCCCCAGACUGCAGUUACUGCUGGCCAGACACAGACCCAGCAGCAGAUUGCAGUGCAAGGCCAGCAGGUUGCCCAGGCUGCUGAGGGCCAGACCAUCGUGUACCAGCCUGUGAAUGCUGAUGGCACCAUCCUGCAGCAAGUUACAGUCCCUGUUACAGGCAUGAUCACCAUUCCUGCAGCCAGCCUGGCUGGAGCCCAGAUUGUCCAGACAGGAGCCAACACCAACACCACCAGCAGUGGUCAGGGGACGGUGACAGUGACACUGCCAGUGGCUGGCAACGUGGUCAAUUCAGGGGGAAUGGUCAUGAUGGUGCCUGGGGCUGGCUCAGUCCCAGCCAUCCAGAGGAUCCCCCUGCCUGGAGCAGAGAUGCUGGAAGAGGAGCCCCUGUACGUCAAUGCCAAGCAGUACCACCGCAUCCUGAAGAGGAGGCAGGCACGGGCCAAGCUGGAAGCAGAGGGAAAAAUCCCCAAAGAGAGAAGGAAAUACCUGCACGAGUCGCGGCACCGGCACGCCAUGGCCAGGAAACGGGGAGAGGGCGGGCGCUUCUUCUCCCCCAAGGAAAAGGACAGCCCUCACAUGCAGGAUCCAUCUCAAAGCAACGAAGAAGCAAUGACACAGAUGAUCAGGGUCUCCUAACCCCUGCUUCCAGGGAAAAACACCUGAAGGGAAUUCCCAUCCCUCCUGCCAGCCUGCCCUGCCUGCCCAGAGUGACCCCUGGAGUGGGACAAUCUCCGUGCCACAGCCUGUCCUUUUCCACACAGCAAGCACCACGUGUUGAGGACGUGCUUGAGGUUCCAACUCUCCCACCAGAACCUUUCAGACCUCCUUGGUGCCCUCUCCUGAUCCAGCACAGGGAAUUCAGAGUCCCAGUGCUCAUCUCUGGUUUUUCCUCAUUUUCCCACCUCAGUCCCCGUGGCUGGUGCAGCUCAGCCCUGUCCAGGGACAGAUCCCAGCUCCUCCAGCAGCACUGAGCAGGGCUGGGCUUGAGAUUUCUUAUUCCAUCCACUCCUCACCCCUCUGGACUGGGUUUUCCCUGAGCUGGGCAUUGCUGUUGCACUUCUGGCCCUGGCAGAAACUGAAGGGGAUUCUUUUCAAUUCCACCCUGUAAAUGUGUAAAGAAGCUCUUCUCUGGGAAAGGUUCAGCCAUCCAAUCAAUGCUAGAAAUAGUCGAGAUUCCUGCAGGACUUGAUGUGUUGUGUCUCUGUUGCAAGUGGGGUGGGAGAGGGAGAUGUGGGGGGGAUCGGGGCAGUGAAUCAGCCUCUGGCUGGGUUUGGAUGUUCAUUGCCAGUCCUUUUGCUUUGGAAGAAAACUGGAUGUGAGUAUAGAAAGGAUUGAAACUUUUCAGUGACUUUCUUCCAAAGGAUUUAUUUUUUUUUUUUUAAUUUUUAUUUUUCUCACCUGCCAGUGAAAUCCAUGGUUCCUCCAAGAGAUGUGGAGCCCUCGGUGUCACAGAGGUGGCACUUGGCCAUGGCUGGGAUGGAGUUUCUGGUGCCUAAAUCAUUUCUACAAUUCCAAGGGAUGAUUCAGGACAGCAGCAGCUGGGGCAGCUCAGCCUGAGCUCCCUGAAGGACUCAGCAGAUACUGAACCUUUCAUGCUUUUUAUCAAUUAAGCUCUUAAAAACCAAACAGAAGUGGCACUUAGCAAAGGAGCAAUACUUACAUUAUUAAAAAAUAGGAUUUUCCCAUGACCUACAGCUGGCUUUGUCUGAGCAUCUCCACAGAACAGAGUUUUAAUUUUGAUUCUAAGCCUGCUCUAUUAUAAUUUGAAUUUUGGUGAUGGGAGCAGUAGUUACAAGCAUUUAACAGGUGAUUUCUCACCAUUGCACUGCUCACCUUGAUGAGUUACACAGCUGCUCUGCUGGAGUCCCGGAAUUUCCAGGUUUUUGUGUCCUGUAGCUCAAACUGGAUCACAGCAGUGAAAUUUGGGGUUGGGAAUGUGCUGGGUGAAUGUGAACCUGGCCAGGUGCAGCUGAAGAGUGAGGAAAAGCUGCCAAGGACGGCUGAGACUGUGUCAAAUCCAGGGAAUGCUGAAUUGAAGUGACA